Eleginops maclovinus (Patagonian blennie) is the source of this 4773-nucleotide messenger RNA. It is a transcript of the gene sec63, whose product is annotated as SEC63 homolog, protein translocation regulator. Gene Ontology annotation, biological process: SRP-dependent cotranslational protein targeting to membrane; post-translational protein targeting to endoplasmic reticulum membrane. The record is from RefSeq and is a predicted model, not a curated record. Gene Ontology annotation, molecular function: transmembrane protein transporter activity; RNA binding. Bases 155 to 2464 code for a protein of 769 amino acids. NCBI's taxonomy places the organism in Eukaryota, Metazoa, Chordata, Actinopteri, Perciformes, Eleginopidae. The transcript has 20 exons. Gene Ontology annotation, cellular component: Sec62/Sec63 complex.
AUUGCGCAAGCGUACACCACGUACACCGAUGAUCAGAGCUGUCUCGGCUGAAUGCUAGCUGGCUAGCUAACCGUCUGUCAAGUCGCACACAUUGGGCUAGAAGGGGGAGAAGCGCAGCGGUGGAGAAGAAGGGCGACCCAAGCGCCGCUACGAAAUGGCCGGGCAACAGUUCCAGUACGAUGACAGCGGCAACACGUUUUUCUAUUUCCUCACGUCCUUCGUCGGACUUAUUGUGAUCCCAGCCACAUAUUACCUCUGGCCCCGGGAUCAGAAUGCUGAACAACUGCGCCUGAAGAGCCUGAGGAGGGUCCAUGGCAGGUGUCUGUGGUACCGGCUCCGGCUGAUGAAAUCACAGCAGAGUAUCGUCCCGACACUAAAGAAAGCAGCCUUGUUAUUUGGAUGGGCUGUGUUCCUGCUGCUAGCAUACAAAGUGUCCAAGCUGGACAGAGAGUACCAGGAGUAUAACCCAUAUGAAGUCCUCAACUUGGACCCGGGUGCAUCACUAUCAGAAAUCAAGAAGCAAUACCGUGUACUAUCACUCAAGUUUCAUCCUGACAAAGGCGGUGAUGAGUCCACAUUCAUGAGGAUCGCGAAAGCCUAUGCUGCUCUGACAAACGAACAGUCACGACAGAACUGGGAAACGUACGGUAACCCGGAUGGGCCGGGAGCCACCAGUUUUGGCAUUGCCCUGCCCGCCUGGAUUGUUGACCAGAAGAACUCAAUGCUGGUGCUGCUCGUAUAUGGACUAGCCUUUAUGGUCAUCCUUCCUGUCGUUGUGGGCACAUGGUGGUACCGCUCCAUCCGAUACAGCGGAGACCAGAUCCUCAUCAACACCACCCAGCUCUUCAUGCAUUUUAUGUACAAGACACCCAACAUGAACAUGAAGCGGUUAGCCAUGGUGUUGACCGCAGCGUUUGAGUUUGACCCCCGCAGUAACAAAGAAGCCACCAUUCGACCAACAGACAACAUUGAAGUGCCACAGUUGAUCCGUGAGUUGGGCAACAUCAAUGUGAAGAAGAAGGAGCCUCCAUUCUGCUAUCCUUACAGUCUGAAGGCCAGAGUCUUAGUGCUGGCUCACCUGGCACGCAUGGACGUCUCGGAGGAACUGGAGGAAGAUCAGAGGUUUGUGGUGAGAAAGAGUCCCGCUCUUCUCCAGGAGAUGAUCAACGUGGGCUGUCAGCUUACCAUGAUGGCCAACAGCAGAGGAGGUUUCCAUGCUCCUCGACUGGUAACCAUAGAGAACUGUAUGAAGCUGACCCAAAUGAUAGUGCAGGGUCUGCAGGAGUCAAAGUCACCGCUGCUGCAGCUGCCCCACUUUGAGGAGGAGCACCUCCGCUACUGCAUCUCUAAGAAGUAUAAAGUCCGGAGCCUCCAGGACCUGGUGAGCCUGAAGGACUCCGACAGACGCAACAUGCUACGUUUCCUCGGGGAGGAGAAGUACGAUGAGGUGUUGGCUGUGCUCGCCAGCUUCCCUCACAUCACCAUGGACACCAAACUGCAGGUCCUUGAUGAUGAAGACAGCAAUAACAUCACAGCAGGCUCCAUUGUCACAGUAACUGUCACCUUAACCAGAAAGCGGAUGUCGGAGGUGUUUGAAAAGGAGCAGGACUCAUCGUCACCCUGUCUAACAGAGGAGGCUGCCACCACAGAGGAAGCGGGAGACGUGAGUAAAACCAAAACAAAAGUGUGGCAGAACAAGAGUAAAGGGGCUAAGAAGACAGCCAAGUCCAAGAAGAAAAAAUUAACCAAGAAGAAGGCCACUCCUGCGCCUGUUAAACCCAAGCAGGCCAACGGCAGCGUGGCAGGAACUGAGGUGGUAGCAGCAGCAGCAGCAGCAGCAGCAGCAGCAGCAGCAGCAACAACUACUACUACAGUGAAGGAGGAAGAGGACGAGGCCUCAGACAAGGGCAGCGAGUCAGACGAGGGCGAAGCCAACAAGGACUCUCCCAGCGAGAGGGACGAAGACAGCGACAAGCAGAGCGACACAGAGGUGGACGAGAUGGCUGGCGACGAUGAAGAGGAGUGGGAGGCGUUGCAGCAGAGCAUCCAGCGGCGGGAGCGGGCCCUGCUGGAGACAAAGUCAAAGGUGACGCACCCCGUCUACAGCCUCUACUUCCCCGAGGAGAAGCACGAGUGGUGGUGGCUGUACAUCGCAGACCGCCGGGAUCAGACCCUGGUCUCCAUGCCAUACCACGUCUGCACGCUAAAAGACACAGAAGAGGUGGAGCUGAAGUUUCCCGCACCCUCCAAAACGGGCAACUACCAAUAUUCUGUGAUACUUCGCUCUGAUUCCUACCUGGGACUGGACCAGAUCAAACCACUCAAGCUGGAGGUCCACGAGGCCAAGGCCAUGCUGGACAACCACCCGCAGUGGGACAUCCCCGACACGGAGGAGGAGGACGAGGAGCAGGAGGACAGUGACGGCAUCGAGGAGAGUGAAGAUGACGACGAGGACAACGACUGAAUGUGGAAACAUGCACAGACAGACCCCCCCCCCCAAAACCCCACCACGACCCCGACCCCCCCUCCACCUCCCCCUUGGACUGACCACCCACUCCUGACGCCACAGCAGCACUCAAGAGCAGCGAAUGCCGAGAAGCAAAAGCUGUGCCCGCCACAAACACACACUAAACACACACUGGGGACAGUUUAUACACACAGAGCCCUUCUUCUUCCCCUCCAUUUUAUCUAUACAUAGACUGUGACCCCGCCCCUCCAUUUUCCCCCUUUUCUACUGAGACUUGUUCGUUCAGUUUCCGUUGCUAACGGAAGAGAAUUCUGUGAAUACUUGCCCAGGCCCUGAUGUGUGUGUGGUGUGUGCAUGUGAGAGUGGAUGGUGUGUGUUUGUAACCUUGUAUGUGUUUGUACAGGUAUGAAAGGUUGACACACUGUGGACUGGAGGACCUAUUAUCUUGGCUCCUUUUUCUCCAAGGGGGGAGAGGGGGAUGUAUAACAGCUAAUUCAGUUUUUGCAAAAAUUUAAAAAUCACUCAGCUCAAAUGUUUUCCACACCAGUGAUACUUUCUAUUGUACACUUAAAAACUGCAGUGUGAGCUUUAGCCUGCUUCGUCGGGGAUCACAUCCAAGGCAAACAUUGGGACGGUUUUGCUCCUUUCAGCGCAUGGGGGCACAGUUAUGUCUCGUCAGGUUUUUUUUUUGUUAUGAUUUCGCUGUCACACCAGCCAGUCAUUUAUAUGUACUUGUACUCACUGUAUGUUUAAGGAGACGUCCAGAGUUGGACGCUGAUCUCAAGUCGGUUCCGUUAAUGAUGCCUGUCCCUGUGAUCCAGGUCAAACUGGGUUUUUUUUCCUGAUAGAGAAAAUGUGGGCUGAAAAUAAGUGGAUCUUGAAAUGAAUUGACCUCAAGUAUACUGGGGGAAAAUGGCAAAACUUGCAGUGUUAACAUUUCUUUGAAUUAUUGAGUACUCUUCUCGUCCAUAUACUACAUACAAAUGUGAGUUUUCAGUCUUUUAAGGGGCUCAGAUAUAUAUAGAUAUACAUACUUGUGGCUUUUCAGAGAAGUUAAUUUCUCUUCAUCCUUUUUUUUUUUUUUCCUCUUUACAAUUGUAGCACAUUCCAGUGUAUACUCAUUGUCCAAAAAGGCCUUAUGAAUACAACUGAAAUACCACAAAUAGAAGUCCUUGGGUGCUAUGCACCAUUGGUUCUUGGGAGAGCAGAAAAAAAAGUUAAUUUUGUGUUUUGUAACAGUGUUUUUCUUUCGUUUCUGUAUAGAGAUAGUCUCUUCAUAGUAACCUAUAGCUCCUCAGUCUUGGAACACAUAUCACUGAGUAAAGUUGUGUCUGCUGGAAGAGGAUUAGCUAUCGUACGUGGCAUGUGACCCGCUUUGUGUUAAUGGGAUUGGAGUAUGAGGUCCCUGACACGCACAGCACUCAUGAUCUCAAAAGGGUCUCAAACUAAAACCUGUUGAAAAUAAUGUUUAGUGUAAGACAGUUGAUCUUCUGUGCAGCACCUUUUCUUUUUAGUCAUUAAAGUUCAACGAUGUCUUUUUUUUAAUUACCGCCAUUUUCAAAAGUGUUUUUUCCCCACAACAUCGUAAAGGCAUAUUCAUUUUUCCGUCUGGGGGAGAACAGAGCAGUUCUGGCUAACCAAGAGACCCUUCUUUUAUUUAAAAGUAGGUUUUUGUUUUUUUCACAUAGGCUUUAGUUUCAACAAAUGUAAAGCAUUGUCUUUGUUUCGUUCCAAUCUAACUUUUAGUAAUCUGUUUGAUUCAUGAGUGCAAAAAAGAAAAAUCAGAGCUUCCUUGUGUGGCUCUGCAGGCUCUCUCUGUAUGUUGACGACUUGACAUUGUUUAAACUAAAUUUAGAACCUUUCACCAUAAAUAUCCACACUUUUUUUAUUGUAUAGUGUGUCAUGUUCGUGUGGGAGAGUUAAAGGUGUGACUAUUUGAGGGCACGCUCUCCCAACACCACAUACACAAACUCACGUGCACACUAUCUCUUCCCAUAAUUGCGUUCAAAACAGGUCUAUGCUAACAGAAAAAAAAUGUACUCUUGAGUAUUUAUCGCGCUGCAAUAGUAUGUAGCAUCAGUGAUUUACGCUGUGUGGAAAAUAAAUCUGCAGUGAGGUUAAAUACGACACCAUCUCUCCCAUGAUGGAAGAUGCUCAGGCGACUGGCCGGCAGGCUGCCUCAGUUUGGACAAAAUACCCAAUGACUAUCUAUCUGCCACUUUUGUUUACAAAGGAACUGUCAUUGUAAAUGGAAAAGUAUAUUAUUUGUAUUUAAAAUCAUUUCAAAUAAAAACUUUUAAAUGAGA